Molecule: messenger RNA, 2676 nt
Organism: Vigna umbellata (rice bean)
Lineage: Eukaryota; Viridiplantae; Streptophyta; Magnoliopsida; Fabales; Fabaceae
Gene: MAD1
Product: mitotic checkpoint family protein
Biological process (GO): attachment of mitotic spindle microtubules to kinetochore; mitotic spindle assembly checkpoint signaling
Cellular component (GO): kinetochore; nuclear envelope; mitotic spindle
Source: RefSeq, a predicted model, not a curated record
CUGUGAAAUUCAAACAGAAUUUGUUAGAAGGAAGCGAAAGAAAGGAGGGAAGAAGAAAAAUGAUUCUGAGAACUCCACCUCCCUCAAAGAGGCCACGCGACGGCGGCGAUGCGGACGGCGACGGCAAUGGACAGCUGGUCAUCUACGAGGAUCCGCCGGAGUCAUCUCAGGAACCCUCGGCUUCGGAGCACAUGCUCUGCACCUAUCAGUGUCGCCAGAUGGUCAAAUCAGAUUUUAUUGAAGCCUUAAGCAAAGCUGAAAAUCAAGCUCGUGAUUAUCAAUCAAAAUUUGAGACAUUGGAGGAUAAUUUCCAAAAAGUUGAAUCCGAGAGGAAGAAAUUUGUGGACCAAUUCUUAUAUGCAGAACAGGAGCUUGCAGCUGCAAAAGGGCGUGAACAGGCACUCCAAGAACAACUCUUGAAGGAGGUCACCGAGUCUCAAGAACGAUUAAGGAAACAAAUUCAAUUGAACAGCGAACUCCAGGUAAAGCUCCAAAAUGAGAUGAACCUUCGCAAAAAGGCUGAGUCUCAGGCUUCUUCAGCAGAGGAGAAAACGACAUCUUUAGAAGGAAAGCUAGGCCAUCUCGCAGAAAGUAUAGAAAGGGAAAAAAAGCGACUUCAUGAUGAGCAGUCACAACUGGAAAGUGACUCAAAGUUAUCGAUUUCUAGAAUAUCUGCAAAUCUUGAACAAAUGGAAUGCAGAGCUAAUAAUGCUGAGAGAGAAGCAGAGCUUCUAAAAGAACAACUGAAACAUCUUAAGGAUCAACUUGAUGAGUGUUUGCACCAAAAGAUUGAACUUGAAAGAAAAGUAUCUAGUUUAAUGUUUGAAGAAGUUGCUUCUACAGAGAGUAAUGUUUUAGUCAAGCAUUUGCAACAGGAGCUUCGGAGCUAUGAAUCUGAAGUUAGGGAAGCGCGAAAACUGAGAUCAAGUCAUGAGAACAUUGACCUUUUGAAGGAGAAAUUAUUGGAGGAAAAGAGUCACCGGGAAAGGGCAGAAUCAGAGCUAUCCAAGUUACAGGAUAUCCAGUUAAACAUGAAAAAGUUAGAGGAUCAAAUAUCAUCGUGGAGAAUGAUGAUUACAGACAUACCUGGUGUCACAUGUUUUGAGGACUUGCCUGUUAAAUUUGCAGCUUUACAGAAAGAAGUCAUUUGUAGUACACAGAAGGAGGGCGAGAUAACUGCUCGCUUGAAACAAAUGGAGGUGGCUCUAGAUGCUACUGAAAUUGGUAAACAAAAUGCUGAAGCUGAGUCCGUAUUGGCUAAAGAGAAAGCAGAAGUAUUGAUAUCAGAUAUUAAACGAAUUGAAUUAAUGCUUGCUGUUGUUACUGAGGAAAGAAAUAAAUUAAGAAAUGGUGCUUUCAAGAAUGUUGAAACUCUGGAUGCAUCAAAAAAUGAACCUGAAUCAUUUCUUACGAAGAAAGAUGAUUGCAUUAAAGAAUUAGAAAGUACCUUGCAUGAUCAGAAAUUGAUUAAUAGUCGUCAAGUAGAGGAAAUAAAGUUACUUAAUGAAAAGUUGCACAGUGAAGCAAGAAGAGUGAAGUCAUUGGAGAGGGAGAGUGACCGACUCCGAUCAGAGAUUUCAUUACUAGAGGCAAAGUUGGGUCACGGUGAUUUUUCUGCUGCUAAUACGAAAGUUCUGCGUAUGGUGAAUACACUUACUGUUGAUAAUGAGGCCAAACAAACGAUAGAGGCACUGCAAACAGAGCUGCAAAAAACAAAAGAGAAGUUAAAAGCUGUGGAAGAAUUGAAAAGUCAAUCAGGAGAAGCUGGAAAGCUAGUAGAUAGCUACAUAUCGGAUAAGAUGUUGAAAUUAAAAGAGCAAAUUGCAACACUUGAGAAACGAGAAGAAAGAUACAAGACUGUGUUUGCAGACCGAAUUUCAGUUUUCCGGAGGGCAUGCUGUGAACUGUUUGGUUACAAGAUUGUGAUGGAUGAACACCAUCGACCAAAUGGAAUACCGGUGACACGAUUUACCUUGCAAUCCAUUUAUGCACAAAGUGACGAUGAGAAGCUUGAAUUUGAAUAUGAAUCAGGGAAUACUAACAUUUUGGCAAAUCAUUAUACAUCUCUGCCCGAGGUUUCUCGUCAGGUGGAGAUAUUCAUCCGGAAGAUGAAUUCAAUUCCUGCUUUCACUGCCAACAUAACGGUGGAGUCUUUCAAUAAAAGAACCCUGUCUUAAAUUCAAAGACCAACUAUACUAAUAUUUUUAGCGGGCAACUUACAGUUAUGCUGUAUAUAUCUUGCAUGUUCAACUCUGGGAAUUUGGUCAGUUCGCUAGGAUGGUGAUCGAUGGCUUGGAUUUGAAAAAUAUCACAUUAUUUUUUUAAAACAAUUGAAUAGCGAGGUGGAAUUUUUGGCGUGCUGACGUCCCGAGGUUUAUUUCUUUGUAAGACUAAACUUUUCUUGUUUCGUUAUGUGUAUUUUCAAGUUUGGGGUCUGAGCUUGUAUUCUUUUCCAAAUCUUCCACAGGGAAGAGUCCUAUUUUAUUCCUUAUUUUCCCCUUCUCAAUUUACGUCCCCGCCUAUAUAUUUCUGUUAACAAGGUUUGCAGGGAUGUAUAUUUUAUGAAAUUAGGCACCGAGACAGAUGAUGUAUGGUUCGAGACGAAUGUUUUGGAAGUGCGUCAUAAGAUUGUAAAUGUGAUAACAUUGUUAAAUUGAAAACGAACAUGUUAAUGAG